CUCGGCGAACAAAAAACUGUGAGACCAGAUGUAUGGAGAAUGUUGCAGACAGAAAAGCCUAAUGUGUUUUUGAGAGAAAUAAUAAUGAAAUUGUGGACAGCUAGAGAUUUGGCAAAUAGGGCUCUCGACUUAAAGAAAGUACAUAUAAAUAUACCAAAUAGGUCUCCAGUAAAACGAAUUCAACUAAGUUUGUUGAGGCUAUUAAUAAGUAUAUUCAAUGAUUUCUUGGAACGACAAAGAGGAUAUUCGCCUGAGGAAAAGGCUAAAAUGUUGAGAGGUUCAACUUAUAUUUUAUCUCAAAAAAUCAGGGAUUUACGAAGUCAAGAAAGAGGAAAAAGCGCAGCAAGAAAGCGCGUACGUUACAACUAAUAAUUUAGAUUUUCAAUAAAAAAAAAAUAAUUCUAAGGUUUACUGUGAUCUUUAACAAAAAAAAGUUAAAUUAAUGUAAGAUUUAAAAUCAAAACGAAAGUAUUAGUUAUUUUUACUGUUAGAUACUUAAAGAGUUUUUUUUAUUUUUAUGAAAUUUUAUUUCUGUGCCAAAGAAAUAUUUGGUAUUAACAUAAAAUAUUUAUCAUGGUAUGUAUUUAAUACCUGACUGAGUCAUAGAGAAAUAUUAUUAUUAUUUUAAUAAUAUUUAAAUAAUAAAUAAUAAAUCGUUGAUCGAUAUGAAGUAAAAUUUAAAUCAUUAAAAAGAAUUUAUAUUCAUUUUCGCAAUACAACUUUUUCAAAGUUUAAAAUAAGAGUUAUAAAAAGUUAUAACUGUACUUUGAAUAAUAGCGCAAGAAGCCGCAAAAGUAGUUGUGCAACAAUCAUUAAACAAAAAAUACUCCUUUAUGUUGACUAUGAAAAAAAUUGUAUUCCUUCUUUCUUUUCAUAUAAUAUGAUCUUAUGUAAGUUAUAUGUAUAAUGUAAACCUGAAAUAAAAAUUUUUUUACGACAUUU
Molecule: messenger RNA, 942 nt
Organism: Nasonia vitripennis (jewel wasp)
Lineage: Eukaryota; Metazoa; Arthropoda; Insecta; Hymenoptera; Pteromalidae
Exons: 2
Coding region: 40-369 (109 amino acids)
Source: RefSeq, a predicted model, not a curated record